UAUGUUUCAAAACAGUUACCAGCUUAAUCUGGAUUUCCCAGCAGGGAAGAGAAGAAACACAGAUUACCUCGAUGGUACUAUUAUCCGUAGCAAAUGAUAGGACAGAGCUGAGAUUAAGAGUGACCGCCUAAUCUGAGGUAUCAGGCUUUUAUAUUAAAAUGAAAUACUUCUGGUCGUGACGCGACGUCUGCUACUUUAAUAGCCGCUUGUUGCUCUCGAAGAGUAAACCGCAUCAGUCGCCGAAGCGCUUUUUAUUUUUAGUGAUUUGCUUUGUACGUCCUCUGGUACGGUUUUCCUCUUAUUGGUCGAGCCGUAUGCUGAUUUGAGAGACAGAGACGGUUAGUUUGCUCCCAAACCCCGUCAGUCUGUCAGUGGUCUGGAAAUGCCAAAGCGCCUCCUCGCUGCUCACGCACUCACACACAAAGCAGAGGGUUCCGGUGGCGCGGGCUGGAACGAUCCACUGAUGCCGCUUCUUCGUUUCGGUGCUUAACUGCUCCUUAAAAACGUCGAGGGAAUCUCUUGUCCUCCGACGUUGGGCUUUUUUUAGUUUUUUAUUUUUUUGGCUUGCGGGUUUAGACACAGGAUUGUUUUGUGAUGGGUGGUGGAAACGAAUCACGGAUUUUUUCCUCUUUUUAUGGAGACCAAAGUGAGCAGAUUUCCUACUGUUGAAAGCAAGUUUUAUCUUGAUAAGAAGCAAAUGGUGGAACAGAGGAUUCUUUAGGGGCAAAGGAUACUUACUCAAGAGAAUAACACUUUUUCACACAGUUUUCCCAACAGAAAGGGGGCUUUCUGGUACGCAACACUGGAUUUUACAUUUUGUCUGACUGACGCAGCAUCGUUUUGGAGUAUCUUAUUUGGAGAUUUCAAUCCUUUUAUUCUACAUUUCGGGGAAGAAACUAUAUCUUAAGAAGAAGAAACCCGGACGAGUUAUGGAGAUGCCAAUGAAAUAAAACCUGUAUCUCCAGGUCAAAUGACCGCUUCCACUCGAUCUCCAAUCUGACCACCUUAUUUAUGACAUGGAAAAACGGGGACUCCACAGCGUCCUUUAUUAUUUCAUUCUGAAUGCGCCCCUGCUAUUCUGUGUAAAUGCCACAUUUACUGAAGUGCCCAGAGAUGUGAGUGUCGGUGAGGGCGAGGACAUAGAGAUGCCGUGCGCUUUUCGAGCCGUCGGAGUCUCGCCGUUCUCUCUGGAGAUUCAGUGGUGGUACCUCAAGGAAGCGGCCCCUAAAGAGCUCGCUCACGAACUGCAAAUUAGCGCUCCGGCCAACAGAGCCAAGGUUGCCCACCGGGACGCCACGAAAAUAAGCACGGUGAGGGUCCAGGGCAACGCUAUUUCCCACAAGCUCAGCCUAUCGGGUGUGCGGAAGGAGGAUGAGGGAGUGUAUGAGUGUCGGGUUUUGGACUUGUACUCUGAUGAGACUCAGGAAUACAAGGUGCAGGCCACUCUGCGCGUCACGCCGCGCGAGGGAAUGCUGGCCGAGGAGGCCGUGUCUCACAUCCAGAACCGAUGGCCACUGAGGAACAGCAACACAGCGACGGGUGGACGGGCCACUUCUGAGCCGGGCCAGGGUCAGGGAAAACCCCGCGUGCCUCCGCCGGUUGGAAUAGGACCCGCUCCCCCUUCAACGACUACGACCAGCUCUGCAGUCAAGUCGUCAGCUUCGCCUCGGCCGGGCAAUUCAUCUAUCCUGAGACAACAACACGGAUCCGGUUCUGGAACCAUGACAACCACUGAGCCACUCCUUUACAUCACUCUGCUGAUCCUGCAUAAGCUCCUCCCCUUCCUGUUUGCCUACUAAGAGACCACAGCCAAACAACUCGCAAUGAUUUCACUUUAUGUACCAAACGACAAAGGGAAAAUAUAACUACGUAUAUAUAAAUAUAUAUAAAUAUAUCUACCAUUAUGGCACAUCACAGAGAGGGACGGGACAUGACUUUGGAGAAAAUAAAAAUAUCAGAAUAAUUAUAAGAAGGCCAUUUUCUUUUCUGGGACUUGUGUAGAAGAUCUGUCUCAGAGUUGGAUGUAAAAUGGAUUCUUUAAGAAGCAUGAUGAAAAACAACAAAAAAAAAUUAAAA
This is a messenger RNA of Labeo rohita (rohu), 2076 nucleotides long. RefSeq names its product V-set and transmembrane domain containing 2B (gene vstm2b). The coding region runs from base 1017 to 1799 and encodes 260 amino acids. Lineage: Eukaryota; Metazoa; Chordata; Actinopteri; Cypriniformes; Cyprinidae. The record is from RefSeq and is a predicted model, not a curated record. The transcript has 5 exons.